GUGGUAAAUGGAUUGCUUGAAAGAGAUGAUUGGAGAGAUGCCAUAAAAAUUCCGCUUGGCAUUGUUCCUGCAGGCACUGGAAAUGGUAUGGCGAAAUCAUUACUGCAUUUAGUUGGUCAUUCCUGCACUGCAUUUAAUGCCAUUCUGUCAAUUAUUCGAGGUCACAAAUGUUCUCUGGAUGUGGCAACUAUUUUACAAGGGAAGACUAGAUUCUUCAGCAUCUUGAUGCUUGCAUGGGGACUGGUGGCAGAUAUAGACAUUGAGUCUGAAAAAUAUAGGUGCAUGGGAAGUGCUCGUAUCGACUUCUAUGCUCUUCAAAGAAUAUUUUACCUGAGGCAUUAUGAUGGCCACAUUUCAUUUGUGCCUGCACCUGGCUUUGAAACUUAUGGGGAGCCAACUAAUUAUGAUGUUGAUCCUACUGGAGACAAUACAAGCAAGGAACUUCCAGUUAAAGUUCAACAGCAGGGCUAUCAGGGAGCUGAUAUUAAUUUGGAGAAUCUUGGUUGGAGGACAAUUAGUGGUCCAUUUAUUUCCAUAUGGAUUCAUAAUGUUCCAUGGGGUGGUGAAGACACCAUGGCUGCACCUAAUGCUAAGUUCUCUGAUGGUUUUCUAGACUUGAUCAUGAUUAGAGACUGCCCUAAGUUGUCCUUGCUAGCAUUGAUGACGGAGUUGAAGACCGGAGAUCAUGUCAAAUCACCAUAUGUUAUCUACAUUAAGGUAAAAGCAUUUAUUUUGGAGCCUGGUCCAUGCACAGAGGAUCCUAACAGAGAAGGUAUUAUAGAUUCAGAUGGCGAAGUUCUGGCCAGAGGAAAGGGAACAUACAAGUUUGUCCAAAAGGGCAUCAUGUCUUACGACAAGCUUCAGAUUACAGUGGAGCAAGGUUUAGCUACUCUGUUUUCCCCGAUAUAAGAUUGCCAAUUAUCUCAAAUUUGAAUUUACAGUUCCACAUACUGAAUUACAAAGACGAAUUUCCACAGGUUUUCUUUCUUUUAUUUUCCUAUGUACAAAACCAACAAAACAUGAAGAAGAGAACUGAAAAUAGAGGGAAACCGAAAAAACAUUGAUGUGCAAGUGUUACUUGUGAGUAUUUUAUGGUAUACGAUCAAAGUAAUACCAAGUUGAUUAUUUUGUCUUGUCAGAUGAAAAGAUUUUCAAGUGGUUGUACUCCAGUAUUACUAUACUUUUGACAUGAAUACGGAGCUUAAGCAGCCGAUCUGUGUGUAAGCAUUUGUUUAUUAUGUCAAAUUCUGGGUUCAUCUUCUUAGCACAAAAA
This is a messenger RNA of Carica papaya (papaya), 1273 nucleotides long. The record is from RefSeq and is a predicted model, not a curated record. Lineage: Eukaryota; Viridiplantae; Streptophyta; Magnoliopsida; Brassicales; Caricaceae.